AUGGCCCGCACCGACUACACCGGCUUCAGUCCACAGCUGACGGACUCUGAUGGUGACCAUCUCCUGCGCUCGCGCAACACGAUGCGAGGCGGCCGCAAGCCCGUCGCGACUCCCAACGGAAAGCCUUCCGCAACCCGCGCGUCCGGCGUGCUGGGCGCCCUCCUGCAGUCCGUCAAGUCGGUGGGUCGUCGGGUGACCUCUCGAGCCAACAAUUCCGCGCCCGGCUCCCAGAUCACCCCCCGGCGCAGCAGCAAGAGGCUGGCCCGGGGCUCAGCCCCGGGUGGCCCGGACCCCCAGCCCCUCGGCACCGCCAUCGCGACCCGCGCCUCCUCGCUGCGGCCCCGGACCGUGGAGCAGCUGGCCCACGGCAGCGUCACCAGGAGCGGCAAGCGCCGCACCCGCUCGCCGCCAGCCGAGCGGGGCGGGAAGGGGCUGGCCGGAGCGGAGGCCACCCUCCCCAGCGCCGCCAAGCGUCGGUGCCGGGCCGUGCCCCUCACGGCACGCGAGAGCGUCCCUGCUGCGGGCAGGGUCGCGGAGACAGAGCUCAGUCCCUUUGCCGAAGCAGCGCGAGUCGAGGAGCUCGGGACUCGCUUGACCCCGGCAGCGCUCACGGAGGGCCUCCUGGACCUCGGCGAGAGCGCGUCGCCCUCCACCCCCCCAGGCGUGGCAGACGGGGACGGCGUCGCCGGCCAGGCCGCCGUCCAGCCGAUCCCCACGGAGCCCCCGCCCACGACGCCGACGAGGGCGUCGGCUGCCCCCAGCGCCGAGGCGCAGGAGACGCCCUGGCGGCAGGGCCUGCUGCCGUGCCUGGACCGCCUUACCAGCAUCGGGCCCAAGCCCUCCCAGUCGGUGCGGGACUCCAUCCUGAAGAGCCCCACGCCCCCGCGCCGGGCCACGAUGGCCGGCGCCGGACCCCGGAUCCGGGGCGUGCCCUUCCCCACGUGCGACGAUCAGGCCUGGUGGGACCCCCUCGACCCCGCCAAGGUCCGCGCAGCCAAGGCGGCGCUGCACGCCUCAGCGGACGCGACGGGCAUGCUCCCGCUGUGCCGGGAGCGACAGGCCGCCGCGGUCACCGACUGGAUCCGGGAGUGCCUGGAGUCUGGCACCGGCGGCUCCUGCUACCUUUCAGGCCCCCCGGGCACGGGCAAGACGCUGACGGCACAGGCGCUCCUGCGUGGCGUGCACGACGAGAUCGCGGCGGGCACCUUCCUCUCCCGGCCCGAGGAGCCCAGGACAGCCGGCCCCCGGCCGCAGCCGCCCGCCCUCGUCUCCAUCAACUGCAUGCGCCUGUCGGCCUCGGGGCAGGUGGCGGGCCGCAUCCUGGACGGGCUGGCAGUUGCGAGCAGUGGCGAGCAUGCCGCCAGCGUGUCAGGCAAGCCGCUGGUGUAUGGCGGUGGAGACCCCCUGGUGCUACCCUCCGGGACAGGGAGGUGGACGGGCGAGGCCGCCCUGGCCGAACUGCGCCGCGCCGUGGUUUCCCGCGAGGACACCGUGUCGCAGGAAAGCGCUGCGGGACCCCUGCCCCAUGCCGCCCGCCGCCAGGUCUCCAUCGUCCUGCUGGAUGAGCUGGACGGGCUCCUGCACGGGUCGCGAGGCGAGGCCAUGGUUGAGGACCUGUUUGCCCUGGCGCAUGCGCCGGGCUCGCGGCUCUUGAUCCUGGGCAUCGCUAACACCGUCGACCUGGUGCAGCAGCUCCUGCGCCCCGGCGCCGCCUUCCACCGCCGGAACAUCUUUCCCCGGCACGAGGUGUUCCCCGCCUACUCCCCGUCCGCGCUGACGUCGCUGCUGACCCAGCGCGCCGAGCGCCUGCCCGGCCCAGUCUUCGAGCCCAGGGUCCUGGAGCUGUGUGCACGGAAGAUGGGCAACGGCUGCGGCGACAUGCGGCGGGCACUGGAGGCGGCCGCCGCGGCGCUGGAGGCCUGCGUGCAGGAGGCGCGGCGCGACCAGGGCGCCGCGCACCGCGUCACGCUGCGCCACAUGGCCGCCGCGCUGAGCGCGCUGACGGGCGGGGUCGGGGAGGGCAGCGCCGCCUGCGCGGCCAUGCGCGCCCUGCCCCCCCCCCAGCAGCUGGUCCUGGCGGCGCUGCUGGGCCGCGCCCCUGGCAGCGGCCCGCCCAGCGGCGCCUCGUCGGCCUCCUCCGCCUCUGGCGGCUCGCGCUCCGCCUCCGGCGGCUCGGCCGCCUCCUCCGCCUCGCGCCCCGCCUCCGGCGCCGGCGCCUCGCUGGGCGGCCUGCACGCUGCGCACGCUACGCUGUGCCGCGAGGUGGGCCUCGCGCCCUAUGCGUUGGCGGAGCUGGCCGCCGCGCUGGCCGUGCUGGCCGACCAGGGGCUCCUGGCCCUCGGACCCCGGAGGAGGGGCGAGGCCCAGCAGCGCGUGGCCCUCAAGGUGCCGGAGGUGGACGUGCUGAACGCGCUGCGUAGCCUGCCGGUGGUCGGAACUGUGCUGCAGGGCCGCAUGGCAGUCGGCCCCUCCACGUCCUUUUCCCCAUGA
This is a messenger RNA of Auxenochlorella protothecoides, 2490 nucleotides long. Its product is annotated as Cell division control protein 6-like protein. The transcript has 9 exons. The record is from RefSeq and is a predicted model, not a curated record. Gene Ontology annotation, molecular function: DNA replication origin binding; ATP hydrolysis activity. Gene Ontology annotation, cellular component: nucleus. Lineage: Eukaryota; Viridiplantae; Chlorophyta; Trebouxiophyceae; Chlorellales; Chlorellaceae. Gene Ontology annotation, biological process: mitotic DNA replication checkpoint signaling. Bases 1 to 2490 code for a protein of 829 amino acids.